This is a messenger RNA of Ascochyta rabiei, 2397 nucleotides long. RefSeq lists its product as uncharacterized. Bases 1 to 2397 code for a protein of 798 amino acids. NCBI's taxonomy places the organism in Eukaryota, Fungi, Ascomycota, Dothideomycetes, Pleosporales, Didymellaceae. Gene Ontology annotation, biological process: intra-Golgi vesicle-mediated transport. The record is from RefSeq and is a predicted model, not a curated record. Gene Ontology annotation, cellular component: COG complex; Golgi apparatus. The transcript has 3 exons.
AUGGCCAUGACGACUGAGGCGCCAGAUCCUCGGACAUUCCAGUCGUGGGAGGAUGCCUUUCAAUACCCGAUUCCAACGGUGCGGAAGCUCGAACAACAGCUCCGCAGCACGGCCGAUGACAAUCGCGACAAGCUAAGGUCGCUCGUAGGUACGAGUUACCGUAACCUCCUCGACACUGCCGAAACGAUUAUCGAUAUGGAAAGUCAGAUGGAACAGGUCGAAUCGAAUCUUGGACGCAUAGGCCAGAACUGUAACUCAAGAGUCUUGGACAGGAUUUCUGGGAACGCGCUCAAGAUGGAUACACAUACAAGAGGCAGUGAUGUCGAGCGGUAUACAUUUGCAUCCCAGCUUUCAGUCCUACGAAAUUCGCCCACAGUCCAAACACGACUCUUGAGGAAGGACGACCAGCACCUGCUCAUCGCAAAGGUCCUCGUAAUCUCUCGACUCGUACACAAGGCUCUCAGUCAAUCGGAGAGUAAACCGCCGAUUGUGGACCAGCUCUGGGAGAAGUUACUCUCAGCGCGCAGGAAACUACUGCGCAGAAUCGAUCGGCAAUUGGCGAGCACAACUGGCGGAUCUGCGAGCUUAGUGGAAAGCAUGUGCGCAUACGCUUUGGCAACGAGCUCUGCACCGUCUGAUGUCUUGAAGCACUUCCACAAAGUGCGCAAAGAAAAGAUGGUGAACGAGAUAAAGAAGGGUGGAGACGAGCUUGCCACGCGGGGCAUCAACGCUCUUCGACUGUGCAUCCAGACUUGCCAGGACACCCAAACGAUCUUUCCUCGGCGUCUGGCUGAAGCUCUCGCGAAGCUAAAGGCGCACCCUUUGAUCCAGGAUUCAGAAGUGCGUGGUCUCUAUGAGUUGAAUUUGGACGUGCAUGACCGUUGGAUUGGCGAUGAAGUGCGGAACUAUACCCCUUGGCCGCGCCACGACGAGCUUCAGCGACCAGAGGCAGAGAAGAUAUUGUACCGUUGGUCGAAAGACACAAUCGCAGCCUUUAUGAAAGAAGUCAAAAUUGCUCUCCAAGAUGAGGUUCGGUUGGCAGAGGUAGCAAGCCUGCGACAGGAGUUGAUCGAGACCUGGAUGUUAUCCGGUCCGCGAAUGACAGGGGUCAAAUUUGCAAACGUCCUGGAUGAUUUGCGUGACACAAUGAACGAAAAGCUGGAGGCGAUUGUGCGAGCGCGUACACAAGCAUUGCAAGGCGUGCUAUCCGAACUUACAGUGGGUCUGGACGCACUGCCUGCUACGGAUGACACACCUGGCAUGUCGCUGUGGAACAAUACAGCAAACGGCAAGGAUUUGAGCAACGGUGCGCAGACUUUUAAAACGACUACACUCAACACGUAUCAGGGACGAGACCAAGCCACUCUUGGUGUGACGGCUGCUUUCGACAAAUGGAUGGAUUCUGUCCUGGAAGUCAAAGGCAUCGUGAAAAGCAUGAAGGAAGCGCGAUGGGAUGAUACUUUUGCAGAUGAUAUUGAGGAAGAUCCAGAUGACGAUCUGGGCGAGUCAAAACAGACACUGCUCAGCGCAGACGAUCCCCGACUGCUGGAGGAUGUCACGCAAGAAGCGCUUGGUGAUUCAUUACAAAAUCUGGGCAAAGGCCUAUCUCAAAUUGCGCAGAGCGUGCCUGAGUAUGGGGAGGAUAUGGCUUUGCGGAGGGCUGUGUUCAUUCUUCGAGUCAUUCGCGAGUUUGGCGAUCGAAUACCGCGUCUGCGCCUCCAGGAAAGGUCUUCGCCGUUCCCAACGCCAUUCACGCCAGACAUUCUGAAACCUCUACAUACGACACUCGCUGCACGUGUCGCCGAGCUGACGCUGACGGCGUACGAGGCUUCUCUUGCCACUUCGAUAAAGGAUAUUUCUCGAACACACAUCUUAUGGGAAGGGCAUCCACCGUUACCGAGCCAGCCUUCGCCCGGUACCUUCAGGUUUUUACGAGAGCUGAACAAAGCCAUGGCGCGCAUGGGCAGCGAUCUCUGGGCUCCUGCUUGUGUCGCGGUCGUUAAAAGCAAAAUGUCCACUGACGUUGUUCGCCUUCUAGAAAAGCAUGUUGAAACUAUCAAGAACUCCAAGCCGCAGAAGGAAGCCAAAGCUGCUGCAGAGGGUGAAGUGUCAAAUGAAGCUGGCGGCCAGGAGAAAGACACCGACGCCAGCGUCAUCAAUGCGUCAGCCUCCACUCCAGACGACAAAAUCACAGAUCAAAGGUUGAAGCAACUGCUAUUCGAUGCGCUGUACAUGCAGCGCUUCUUCAGUGUUGAUACCAAAUCCUCACAAACCACGGAUGACUUGAUCAGAAAAGCCGAUGUGGCAGAUCUAGACGAAGCCGCAGUCCAGAGGCUGAGGAAGAACGCUGUGGAGUACACGAAGAAGACGUAUCUGCUAUUUGCUCUGCUGGCUUGA